UUGAAAUGGACAAGUUCAUAGUUUUUAUGUAAUUUUUUUUAAGUGUUUUUGUUUUGGUAAUAUCGUGACGUGAAUGUGGUGCUUGCGAAACAAUAAUCAUGGAUAAAGCGCUUGUGAUAUUCAUCCUCUUGGCAAAUUUGUUAGCAACCAAUUGUCAAGAAGGGGAAUUUGUAGAAGAUAUCAUAGAAGAGGCGUCGGACAAAGGAAAAGCGGCCUACUCGUUCAGCUAUGGAGUGGCUGAUGGCAAAACUGGAGACGUGAAGAGCGUAUGGGAGUCAAGAAAUGGUGACACUGUUAAAGGUCACUACAGUGUAGUCGAACCAGAUGGCUCCACAAGAACUGUAGAAUAUUCUGCAGGACCGAAUACAGGGUUUCAAGCUGUUGUAAACAAUGAAAACCAAAGAUUCGAUUCUGAAGAAAUAGGACGGAGUAUGCUUGAAGAGAAAGCCAUGAGAGACUAUGAUAAGUACUACGACUUUUCAGAAGACGCGGACGAAGACUAUUACGAGAGGAAAAGACCCAAAAGGCCGAUAGAACCACCACGCAAGGAAUAUUCGCAUAAGAAAAGGACAAAGUACCCAUCAUAUUCUGACCAGCCGUUAGACUCCGAGCCAAGCGAAUACACACACAGUAUUUCAAUUAAGCAUCCGCGCGAUGAUCCAUCAGAAUUUGAACCACAAAGUCACGUCGGAUAUAGUUCCGACCCGAAUUGCAAAACCAAAACUAGAAAGGAAAGUUACGAUAAUAGAGACAAUUUGUAUUCAAACAUCGUUGAUCUAGAAUUGAAUAAAAAGUAUCCGACAUUUCCCCCAGAUUCUUAUAGAGAUAGUUACGACAAAUACGCCGAACCAAGUUACGACUUUGAUCGAUACGUAACAAAGCAUUAUGGCAGUGGUAAUUUCAAGGGGCACAAAUACGACGAUAUAGGGGUGAAGCCUUCUGCAUCAGUGAAAUAUACGUUUCCAGUGAUACCUGAUGUGCCUCCUCCAGAAAAGUAUUACCCCGACGAGCCUCCAUCCCGACCAAAGAAGAAGAGGCCUCAUAAGCCCAGAGAGCCAGAGCGCUUCCCUAGCGAGGAUUUAAGUGACUAUGUUUUAGUUCCUAAGAAGAAACUGAAGAACCCUACGCCUACUGUGGACCCCUACGAUUACAGGGUGCCUGAAGACGAUUACGAGCGUCCGCAGUUUUCAAGUAACUACGACGAUACAUCACAGGAUGACAGGUACCCUAGUUCCACUCGAGGGACGGGACCGAAAGAGGUUGUACGAAAAAUCGUCAAGAAACGAAAACCUGUCAUAAACCUGUUAGAUAUGUUCGAUAUUUAAGUUAUUUGUUAUAAAUACAAAUUAGAUUAUUUUAUACUUGUGUAACUAUUCAGGCCAAAGCCGUGAUAGAUUGUAAGAUUUAAGUAUUGAUAGGUUUAUAGUAUAUUGAUAUUGAAACAGACUGAAGUGAAUUAACCAAAUAUUUAUUGUUAUUCGUAACAAGUGAUUUUUUCGCUUUAAGUCGUCGUUGAAUAGGACUAAAUUUGGAACCAAAGUUCACUAAACUAAUUGACUGAAACAUUUUUUGUAAAUUAAAAUGCAUUUUAAUUAUA
Messenger RNA from Helicoverpa zea (corn earworm), 1597 nucleotides. RefSeq lists its product as uncharacterized. The record is from RefSeq and is a predicted model, not a curated record. Gene Ontology annotation, cellular component: extracellular matrix. Lineage: Eukaryota; Metazoa; Arthropoda; Insecta; Lepidoptera; Noctuidae. The transcript is spliced from 4 exons. The coding region runs from base 99 to 1325 and encodes 408 amino acids.